Messenger RNA from Striga asiatica, 759 nucleotides. Lineage: Eukaryota; Viridiplantae; Streptophyta; Magnoliopsida; Lamiales; Orobanchaceae. The record is from the annotation of a GenBank genome assembly.
AUGACUCUUAAUGGGAGCCUCUCGUUUUGGGCCGCGUGCGUGCAGGCCUCGAGGGAGAGCUUCUGGCAGUCCAUUAGUCGGCAGAGCUGUUCUCUGUCGGGCUCAGCUAGCCAUGGCCGCCGCAAGCGACUGAAACUUGGGGAGUUUAAGGUUGACGUCCGGCGCCACCUCAGCAAGGUACCCAUCGACCAACUUCGCCACCAUUGUGAUCGGAGUCAACGACGGCGAACCCAUCAGUUGACCAUCGUCCACCGAGCCGCCCGGAGACUCGUCCCCAACCUCUCGAUCCAUCCUCAAAAAUUGCUCCAAAAUACGCUGAACGCAAUCCACAUCAUAAAGAGUCUCCAUCGAAUACGAAAAGCUCGGCAUCAACAAAUCCUCGAGGCUCGCCUGCUCCCGUUGAUCUUCUUCCGAGAGCGACACUUUCCCGCCGCCGCCAGGCUGGCGGCGGUUCAGACCCGGAAGAUAUUUCUUCGCGUAGAAAUCAAGCGAGCCCGCGAUUAUCUCCUGCCUCACUCCACGAGCCUCCAUGGCCGAAAUCAGUCGCUUAAAGUCGAGACAUCAUCGUACCACCAGUCGGAAGUCGGGUUCUUGGGCCGGGCCCCGGUGCUGAUUCCGUUCCAGAGCACGCUUCCACCCGGGCUCUGCAUAAGCCCGAUUUGCUCUGUAACGGGCCAGCCGAAAAGGUUCGGGUCUGCACAGGCCCGAGCAGCUAGAGACUCGAUGCACCGUUUUGGGAUCUGCAGAGACUCGGCGUAG